Molecule: messenger RNA, 375 nt
Organism: Rasamsonia emersonii CBS 393.64
Lineage: Eukaryota; Fungi; Ascomycota; Eurotiomycetes; Eurotiales; Trichocomaceae
Exons: 2
Coding region: 1-375 (124 amino acids)
Source: RefSeq, a predicted model, not a curated record
AUGUCGAAUCCCGAGGAAAGAGAGGCCGAAGACCGCUACGAGGCGGAGAAUGACCUUUCUCCCGUGCCGGGCACGCCGCCGCCGGACGACUCGUACGUGCGCGACACGAACCCCAACUGGACGAACAGGGUACAGCCGGACGAUGCGCCUUACGACGAUCCGGUGCAGCCGCCGUAUUCCAACUCGGAUGAGCAGCUAGAACAAGAUGAGAAAGAGGCGAUCGACCCGUCCAACAUCAUCCAGGGCGACCGGCUCCGACACGCGAAGCCUCGCACGGCCAACCGGUACAACGAGGGUCCGGCCGAGGACGACCUGCCCGAGGACGUGCGAGACGGGCUCCAAGGCCGGUCGGCGGUCCGACGGGUGAUGCAGUAA